This is a messenger RNA of Papilio machaon (common yellow swallowtail), 1041 nucleotides long. RefSeq names its product ras-related protein Rab-2A (gene Rab2). NCBI's taxonomy places the organism in Eukaryota, Metazoa, Arthropoda, Insecta, Lepidoptera, Papilionidae. Gene Ontology annotation, cellular component: Golgi apparatus. The transcript has 6 exons. Gene Ontology annotation, molecular function: GTP binding; GTPase activity. The record is from RefSeq and is a predicted model, not a curated record. The coding region runs from base 149 to 787 and encodes 212 amino acids.
ACAAAUUUUACAAUGACAUACUGAAUCAACCCAGCUGUGAGAUUAAUAAAAAUUGCGUCGUAUCGUAAUUGUAAUAUUCGGUGUUGAGAGUGUUAUAUAUACUAAAUUUACAUUUUCUUUGUAAUAAUUAUAGUAAAACCAGAAGAAAAUGGCAUACGCCUACUUGUUUAAAUACAUCAUCAUUGGCGACACAGGUGUGGGCAAGUCAUGUUUACUGCUGCAGUUCACAGACAAGAGAUUCCAACCAGUACAUGAUCUCACUAUUGGUGUGGAAUUUGGUGCCCGUAUGAUUACAAUUGAUGGUAAACAAAUCAAGCUACAGAUCUGGGACACUGCUGGCCAGGAGGCAUUCAGGUCAAUAACUCGAUCAUACUAUAGAGGUGCAGCGGGUGCACUUCUAGUUUAUGACAUCACAAGACGGGAUACAUUCAACCAUUUGACAACUUGGCUUGAAGAUGCCCGGCAGCAUUCCAACUCCAAUAUGGUCAUCAUGUUAAUUGGUAACAAGAGUGAUCUGGAAUCUCGACGUGAAGUAAAGAAAGAGGAAGGGGAAGCUUUUGCACGUGAACAUGGUCUGGUGUUCAUGGAGACAUCGGCCAAGACCGCAGCAAAUGUUGAAGAGGCCUUUAUUAAUACUGCAAAAGAAAUUUAUGAGAAAAUACAAGAAGGCGUUUUUGAUAUCAACAAUGAGGCAAAUGGCAUCAAGAUCGGCCCGCAGCACUCGACGGGUGGUGCGGGCAGCGCAGGGGGCGCAGGCGCGGGCGCAGCGGGCGGCGGCUGCUGUUAGGUGCUGCACUGCACACACUGAGGCGGACAGGUUGGCUCCUAGCGGGCUCAGCAAAGGGGGAGUGCAGCUGUGUGCAACAAACUAUGGUCGGAAACUUACCGUGUGCCGGAUUUAUUAGGAUAGUAUGUACGCUAUGGUAUAUGUUGCAUUCACUAUAAUAAUUUUAGUAAUGCCACUUUGGCAAGACAUUGUUUAGUAAAAUCAUUUCAUAUGUGCUUAUAACGCGACUUUAGUAUUAAAAACUAGUUUUUAUA